AUGAUGAAACUUAGAAAUGAUGCUUUAGAUAGGGCUCGACGAUCUAAAAAUGAAGUUUCCAUAUUAUCCAAAAUCAUAGAGCGAGUCGUUUUUACUCAGCUCACCGACUAUAUUGAGAAAGAGAGGAUAUUACUGGACGUCCAAUCAGGAUUUCGUGCUGGGUACAGUGCGGCUAUUGCAAUGGCACAUGUCACAUUACAUUCUCAAACAUAUCACAUUAUCUCAAACAGCGAAAAGGGCAAAGGCUUAGGUUACUUGUUCUGCUAG
Leptosia nina is the source of this 267-nucleotide messenger RNA. NCBI's taxonomy places the organism in Eukaryota, Metazoa, Arthropoda, Insecta, Lepidoptera, Pieridae. The record is from the annotation of a GenBank genome assembly.